Molecule: messenger RNA, 1963 nt
Organism: Thermothielavioides terrestris NRRL 8126
Lineage: Eukaryota; Fungi; Ascomycota; Sordariomycetes; Sordariales; Chaetomiaceae
Product: fatty acid delta-6 desaturase
Exons: 1
Coding region: 51-1583 (510 amino acids)
Biological process (GO): lipid metabolic process
Cellular component (GO): membrane
Molecular function (GO): oxidoreductase activity, acting on paired donors, with oxidation of a pair of donors resulting in the reduction of molecular oxygen to two molecules of water
Source: RefSeq, a predicted model, not a curated record
GAUGGUUUGUGUGUGUGUGCUGUAGCCUGCACUCGGCCGAGGCACGCCGCAUGAUGGACAAAUACCGCAUUGGGAGGAUCGAGGGCCGCUGGAAAAACUUCCUGCCGCCUAUCCAGGGCGGCAGGUUUCGGCCGAGGGUUGGUGAGGGUGAGGCCGAAGUGGAACAGGAGUACGAGGCUAGCGCGACUCCGGCCCCGAUGGCGAUGGAGGAUGCCACCGCGUCGUCGAGCGACCCCACUUCACGCUCACCUUCUCCCGUCUUCGAUGGUGACGCGACCGGGUCAGACUCUGGCUCUCGCAGCCGCAAGUCGGGGAUUGCCAGGUCAGGCUCGGCCACGUCCCUAUCAUCGGCGGAGGAGGACGAGGCCAGCACGGCGGCGACGCCCGUGGAUGGCAUGGCGCACCUCGAUGCGCUGACGAGGAAGGGCAUCAAGCUCGACCUCAGCAAGUACCCGGCGCCGGACCCGGCCACGCAGGAAGCCAUCGUGGAGAAAUACCGGCUCCUGAACGAGCGCAUCAAGGCCGAGGGCCUGUACGACUGCAACUACUACGCCUACGCCGUCGAGGUAACGCGGUACGCGCUCCUUUUUGGCCUGAUGCUGCUGUUCCUGCGCUGGCGCUGGUACGUCGUCAGCGCCUUCUUCCUCGGCUGCUUCUGGCACCAGCUCGUCUUCACCGGCCACGAUGCCGGGCACAUGGGCAUCACGCACAACUUCCAGGUCGACUCGGUGAUCGCCAUCAUCGUCGCCGACUACCUGGGCGGCCUGUCGAUGGGGUGGUGGAAGCGCAACCACAACGUGCACCACAUUGUGACCAACUCGCCCGAGCACGACCCCGACAUCGAGUACAUCCCCUUCCUCGCCGUCUCGCACCGCUUCUUGGCGAGCCUGCGCUCGACCUACUACGAGCGCGUCAUGCACUACGAUGCGGUCGCCAAGCUUCUCAUUCCUCUGCAACACUACAUGUACUACGUCUACCUGCUCUUCGGCCGUUUCAACCUGUACCGGCUGUCGUGGGAGUACCUCAUCCUCGGCCAGGGCCCCAGGAAGGGCGCCGCGGCCUGGUUCCGCUGGCUGGAGCUGGCCGGGCAGGUCUUCUUCUGGGCCUGGUUCGGCUACGGCAUCCUGUACCGCAGCAUCGACUCCAACUGGGACCGCUUCGUCUUCGUCAUGGUCAGCCACAUGGUGACGACGCCGGUGCACGUGCAGAUCACGCUGUCGCACUUCGCCAUGAGCACGGCCGACCUGGGCGUCGACGAGUCCUUCCCGCAGAAGAUGCUGCGCACCACCAUGGACGUCGACUGCCCGCCCUGGCUCGACUUCUUCCACGGCGGCCUGCAGUUCCAGGUGAUCCACCACCUGUUCCCCCGCAUCCCGCGCCACAACCUGCGCCGCACGCAGCGCCUGGUCCAGGAGUUCUGCGACGAGGUCGGCAUCCCCUACGCCCUGUACGGCUUCGUCGACGGCAACAAGCAGGUCAUCGGCCGCCUGGCCGACGUGGCCAGGCAGGCCGCCAUCCUGGCCAAGUGCCAGAGAGUGAUGGCCGGCUUGGAGAAGGGGCACGGUCACCACCACCACCAUUAGGUAGGUUAGGUAUGUAUGUAUGUACUUGAGCCGCAGUGGUUGCUGUCUAUGUACUCCGUAUGGGCUUGGGGAGGGGGAAGGGAGGAGGAAAGUGGCUGGGUACUUACUUGGUGUCCACGUCUCGUUUUUCCUUUGGUGGCGUGUGGAAGCAAGUUGGGUGUUAGCUAGCGGUGCGAGUACCUAGAUCUGGGGUUACACGGCGUUUGCGUCUUGGCUUUUUCUCGUUCCCGCUUCAUGACCCCAUCUCGUAUCACCUCAAGCCGGGCAACGUACCUGCGUUGUUGGCCAGCUAAUAUUACACGACAUGCUCCCGCUCUCGGCUCGUUGCCCGUGACUGAGCUGUCUCGAGACACGUCCACCGGCUCACGACGUCUCCGCCC